Artibeus jamaicensis (Jamaican fruit-eating bat) is the source of this 6888-nucleotide messenger RNA. It is a transcript of the gene KDM6B, whose product is annotated as lysine demethylase 6B. The record is from RefSeq and is a predicted model, not a curated record. The coding region runs from base 512 to 5443 and encodes 1643 amino acids. Gene Ontology annotation, biological process: heart development; regulation of gene expression. Lineage: Eukaryota; Metazoa; Chordata; Mammalia; Chiroptera; Phyllostomidae. The transcript is spliced from 24 exons. Gene Ontology annotation, molecular function: histone H3K27me2/H3K27me3 demethylase activity; protein binding; RNA polymerase II cis-regulatory region sequence-specific DNA binding. Gene Ontology annotation, cellular component: MLL3/4 complex.
AAAUCCAACUGCGCCACGGGGCGGAGCGGCCCCCCCAGCCCUGGCCUGGGGCGGGGGGGCCGCUCGACCCCCUGGGAGACCUUGGGGAGUCUGAACACCUGGGACACCCUAGAAUCAGGUUCCCCCAGGCACCAUGCCAGCCCCAUAGUACCACCCACCUCACCCACUGUGGUCUGCUGCACCCCACCAUUGGGGCACUGAUUCCAAUGAGGCAGGACACACUGAACUCCAUCUGGCUGUUACUGAGGCGGAGACGCGGGUGAUGAUUGGCUUUCUGGGCAGAGAGGAAGUCUUGUGAUUGGCUGGAUUCCUGGAGCUCACUGACACUGUGAGAGGACGCUCCCACGGAGGCCGGAGGCCGGAAUUAGCUGUGAAAGGCCCUGGACGACUAUCUGGGGGCAGUGGGCUCUCCUGUCAGAGCGGCUGGAGUUGGGACCAUCGCCCCAGAGAGCUGGGGCAAGGGGCCGUGCCCGAUCUCCAGGGCUCCUGGGGCCACUGCUGACCUGGCUGGAUGCAUCGGGCAGUGGACCCUCCAGGGGCCCGCGCUGCACGGGAAGCCUUUGCCCUUGGGGGCUUGAGCUGUGCUGGGGCCUGGAGCUCCUGCCCACCCCACCCCCCUCCUCGUAGUGCAUGGCUGCCUGGAGGCAGGUGCUCUGCCAGCAUUGGGCAGCCCCCACUUUCUGCUCCCCUAUCCUCUUCACAUGGCAGUAGCUCUGGGCACCACAACAAACCAUAUUAUGUUCCAGGGACACCCACCCCAAGGCCCCUCCAUGGAAAGCUGGAAUCCCUGCAUGGCUGUGUGCAGGCAUUGCUCCGGGAGCCAGCCCAGCCAGGGCUGUGGGAGCAGCUUGGGCAGCUGUAUGAGUCAGAGCAUGACACUGAGGAGGCCGUACGCUGCUACCAUAGCGCCCUUCGAUAUGGAGGAAGCUUGGCUGAGCUGGGGCCCCACAUCAGCCGACUACAGCAGGCCCAGCUCUGGAACUUUCAUGCUGGCUCCUGCCAGCACCGAGCCAAGGUCCUGCCCCCACUGGAGCAAGUAUGGAACUUGCUGCACCUUGAGCACAAGCGGAACUAUGGGGCCAAGCGGGGGGGUCCCCCAGUGAAGCGAGCCGCUGAAUCCCCAGUGGUGCAGCCUGUGCCUCCUGUUGUACUCUCAGGCCCCUCAGGGGAGGACGGCCUCAGCCCUGGAGGCAAGCGCAGGAGAGGCUGCAACUCCGAGCAGACUGGCCUUCCCCCAGGGCUGCCACUGCCACCACCACCAUUACCACCGCCGCCACCACCGCCGCCGCCGCCACCACCACCACCACCACCCCUACCCCUGCCUGGCCUAGCCACCAGCCCUCCAUUUCAGCUGACCAAGCCAGGGCUGUGGAGUACCCUGCACGGAGAUGCCUGGGGCUCCGAGCGCAAGGGUUCAGCACCCCCAGAGCGCCAGGAGCAGCGGCAUUCGCUGCCUCACCCAUAUCCAUAUCCAGCUCCAGCCUACACUGCGCAACCCCCUGGCCACCGGCUGGUCCCGGCUGCACUCCUAGGCCCAAGUCCCCGCCCCCCAGGAGCAGAGAGCCAUGGCUGCCCUCCUGCCACUCGUCCCCCCGGAAGUGACCUUAGAGAGAGCAGAGUUCAGAGGUCGCGGAUGGACUCCAGCGUUUCACCAGCAGCAACCACCGCCUGUGUGCCUUAUGCCCCUUCCCGGCCCCCCAGCCUCUCUGGCACCACCAGCAGCAGCAGUAGCAGCAGCAGCAACAACACUGGUCUCCGGGGCAUGGAGCCGAGCCCAGGCAUUCCCAGCGCUGACCAUUACCAAACUCCCGCGCUGGAGGUCACCUCUCACCAAGGCCGCCUGGGGCCCUCGACACAUAGCAGUCGGAAACCUUUCCUGGCAGCUCCUGCUGCCACUCCUCAUCUGUCUCUGCCACCUGGACCCCCCUCACCUCCUCCUCCACCUUCCUGUCCCCGCCUCUUACGCCCCCCACACCCCCCUGCCUGGCUGAAGGGCCCGGCCUGCCGGUCAGCCCAUGAAGAUGGAGAGGUCAUAGAGGAUCUCUUCUUUGGGGCUGAGGGACGCCCUCGCCCUCCUCCACCACCCUUCCCACACCGAGAGGGCUUCUUGGGGUCUCUGGCCCCCCGUUUUUCUGUGGGCACUCAGGAUUCGCACACCCCUCCUACUCCCCCAACCACCAGCAGCAGCGGCAGCAAUGGCAGUCACAGCAGCAGCCCUACUGGGCCUGUGUCCUUCCCCCCACCUCCCUAUUUGGCCAGAACUAUGGACCCCCUUUCCCGGCCCCCCAGCCCAACAAUGAGCCCCCAGGACCCACCUCUUGCACCCCUCACUCUUGCCCUGCCUCCAGCCCUUUCUUCCUCCUGCCACCAAAAUACCUCAGGAAGCUUCAGGCGCCCGGAGAGCCCUCGGCCCAGGGUCUCCUUCCCAAAGACCCCCGAGGUGGGGCCAGGGCCAUCUCCAGGCCCCCUGAAUAAAGCCCCCCAACCUGUGCAGCCGACAGUUGGGGAACUGCCUGCCCGAGGCACGCGACUCUUUGAUUUUCCCUCUACCCAAAUGGAGGAUCAGUUUGAAGAGCCCGCUGAAUUCAAGAUCCUACCCGAUGGGCUGGCCAACAUCAUGAAGAUGCUGGAUGAAUCCAUUCGCAAGGAGGAGGAGCAGCAACAACAGGAGACAGGCGUAGAUCCCCCGCCCCCCCUGAAGGAGCCCUUUGCAUCCCUGCAGCCUCCAUUCCCCACUGACACAGCCCCAACCACCACUGCUGCCACCACCGCUGCCACAACCACCACCACCACCCAAGAACAGGAGAAGAAGCCACCACCAGCCCUACCACCACCACCUCCAUUAGCCAAGUUCCCUCCACCCCCCAAGCCGCAGCCACCGCCACCCCCAUUACCCACAGCAGCCAACCCAGCCAGUUUGCUCAAAUCCUUGGCCUCCGUGCUAGAGGGACAAAAGUACUGUUACCGGGGGUCUGGAGCAGCUGUUUCUACCCGUCCUGGGCCCUUGCCCACCACUCAGUAUUCCCCCAGUCCCCCAUCAGGUGCUACCGCCCCACCUCCAACCUCAGUGGCUCCUAGCGCCCAGGGCUCCCCACAGCCCUCUGCUUCCUCGUCAUCUCAGUUCUCUACCUCAGGUGGGCCUUGGGUGCAGGAGCACAGGGCAGGCGAAGAGCCAGCUCUGGGCCCCUUGAACCCUGCCCCACCGCCCCCACCCCUCCCUCUGCCCCCUGCUCGUUCUGAGUCUGAGGUGCUAGAAGAGAUCAGUCGAGCUUGUGAGACCCUUGUGGAGCGGGUGGGCUGGAGUGCCACAGACCCAGAAGGCCCAGUGGACAAGGCAGAUCCUGUGGACACGACAGACCCAGUGGACAGUGGGACUGAACGACUGCUGCCUCCUGCCCAGGCCAAGGAAGAGAGUGGUGGGGUGGUGGCAGUAGCAGGACCAGGCAAGCGGCAGCAGAAGGAGCAUAAGAGGCACAGGCGGGCCUGUAGGGAUAUUAUGGGUCGGCGGCCCCGUGAGGGUAGGGCAAAGGCCAAGGCCCCCAAAGAAAAGAGCCGCCGGGUGCUUGGGAACCUGGACCUGCAGAGCGAGGAGAUCCAGGGUCGUGAGAAGGCCCGGCCAGAUAUUGGUGGGGCCUCUAAGGCUAAACCACCCACAGCUGCUGCCCCUCCUCCAGCGCCUGCACCCUCUGCCCAGCCCCCACCUGCAUCAACCCCUGUCCCUGGGAAGAAGUCUCGGGAGGAAGCUCCAGGGCCACCAGGUGUCAGCCGGGCUGACAUGCUGAAGUUGCGAUCACUUAGUGAAGGGCCUCCCAAGGAGCUGAAGAUCCGGCUGAUCAAGGUAGAGAGUGGUGACAAGGAGACCUUUAUCGCCUCUGAGGUGGAAGAGCGGAGGCUGCGAAUGGCAGAUCUCACCAUCAGCCAUUGUGCUGCUGAUGUUGUGCGUGCCAGCAAGAAUGCCAAGGUGAAAGGGAAGUUUAGAGAGUCCUACCUUUCCCCUGCUCAGUCUGUGAAACCGAAGAUCAACACUGAGGAGAAGCUGCCUAGGGAGAAACUCAACCCACCCACACCCAGCAUCUAUCUGGAAAGCAAACGGGAUGCCUUUUCACCAGUGCUGCUGCAGUUCUGUACAGACCCUCGAAAUCCCAUCACCGUGAUCCGGGGCCUGGCAGGUUCCCUGCGGCUAAACUUGGGCCUUUUCUCCACCAAGACUCUGGUGGAAGCAAGUGGCGAGCACACUGUGGAAGUGCGCACCCAGGUGCAGCAGCCCUCAGAUGAGAACUGGGAUCUGACGGGCACUCGACAGAUCUGGCCCUGUGAGAGUUCUCGUUCCCAUACCACCAUUGCCAAAUAUGCACAGUACCAGGCGUCAUCCUUCCAGGAGUCCCUGCAGGAGGAGAAGGAGAGUGAGGAUGAGGAGUCCGAGGAGCCAGACAGCACCACAGGAACCCCUCCUAGCAGCACACCAGAUCCGAAGAACCAUCACAUUAUCAAGUUUGGCACCAACAUCGACCUGUCUGAUGCCAAGCGGUGGAAGCCACAACUGCAGGAGCUGCUGAAGCUGCCUGCUUUCAUGCGGGUAACAUCCACUGGUAACAUGCUAAGCCACGUGGGCCACACGAUCCUGGGCAUGAACACGGUGCAGCUGUACAUGAAGGUCCCUGGCAGCAGAACACCAGGCCACCAAGAGAACAACAACUUCUGCUCCGUCAACAUCAACAUUGGCCCAGGCGACUGUGAGUGGUUCGCGGUGCAUGAGCACUACUGGGAAACCAUCAGUGCUUUCUGUGACCGGCAUGGUGUGGACUACCUGACAGGUUCCUGGUGGCCAAUCCUGGAUGACCUCUAUGCUUCCAAUAUCCCUGUGUACCGCUUCGUGCAGCGCCCUGGAGACCUCGUGUGGAUUAACGCGGGGACCGUGCACUGGGUGCAGGCCACCGGCUGGUGCAACAACAUUGCUUGGAACGUUGGGCCCCUCACCGCCUAUCAGUACCAGCUGGCCCUGGAACGAUACGAGUGGAAUGAGGUGAAGAACGUCAAAUCCAUUGUGCCCAUGAUUCAUGUGUCCUGGAACGUGGCUCGUACCGUGAAAAUCAGCGACCCUGACUUGUUCAAGAUGAUCAAGUUCUGCCUCCUACAGUCCAUGAAGCACUGCCAGGUGCAACGGGAGAGCCUGGUGCGGGCAGGAAAGAAAAUCGCCUACCAGGGCCGGGUCAAGGAUGAGCCUGCCUACUACUGCAACGAGUGCGACGUGGAGGUGUUCAACAUCCUGUUCGUGACGAGUGAGAACGGCAGCCGCAACACUUACUUAGUGCACUGCGAGGCCUGUGCCCGGCGCCGAAGCGCCGGCCUCCAGGGCGUGGUGGUGCUGGAGCAGUACCGCACAGAGGAGCUGGCGCAGACCUACGACGCCUUUACGCUGGCCCCAGCCAGCACGUCUCGAUGAGGCCGGAUGCCCCGCCCGCCUGCCCUCCGCAGGGCGCCGCGGGGCCACCAGCACACGCCUGGGCUGGACCUAGGUCCCGCCUCUGGCCGGGAAGGGGGUCGGGCCCAGCCCUUCCACCCCAUUGGCAGCUCCCCUUCACUUAAUUUAUUAAGAAAAAAAAUUUUUUAACAAAUAUGAGGAAAAAAGGAAAAAAAAAAGGGAGACGGGGGGAGGGGGCUGGCUGGCUGCCCCUCGCCCACCAGCACCUCCCCUCACCGACUUUGGCCUUUCUAGCAACAGACACAAGGACCAGGCUCCGGCGGCGGCGGGGGUCACAUACGGGUUCCCUCACGCCUGCCAGCCGCCUGCCCGGCGCAGAUGCGCGCGGCUCGUGUAUGUACAUAGGUGUUAUGGCAGCCGAGGUUUUUUUAAUGAGAUUCUUUCUAUGGGCUUUACCCCUCCCCCAGAACCUCUUUUUAUUUCCAGUGCUAGCUGUGAUCCCUGUACAUGUCUCUGUUUAUUCACUUGGUUAUGAUUUGUAUUUUCUGGAUUUUUUGUUUGUUUUUGUUUUUAAUUUAUAACAGUCCCACUCACCUAUUUAUUCAUUUUUGGGAAAACCCGACCUCCUGCACCCCCUAAGCCAUCCUACCCAUCCUUCCAGGGGCCGCCCGCCCGCCGCCGGGCUCUCCCUAAGCCCCAGUUUGGCCUGAACGUCUCCACUCACGCGCGGCUUCAGCCGGGUUCUCAUGGUGCUCAAACCCGCUCCCCUCCCCUACGUCCUGCACUUUCUCGGACAAGUCCCUCCGCCCCAUCUGCCCCAACCCCAACCUUGCCUGAGGGUGAGCGACUCCUGUACUGUAGGGGAAGAAGUGGGAACUGAAAUCGUAUUUUGUAAAAAAAAUAAUAAUAAAAUAAAAAAAAUUUAAAGUUUUAAAGAAAGAACUAUGAGGAAAAGGAACCCCAUCCUUCCCAGCCCUGGCCAAUUUUAAAAACACAGAUCUUCCCCUCACGCCCGCCAUCCCCACGCUCCUUUUCUUUUUAAACAUGAAACAGCCCAGGGCCAGAGCCUCCCUGGUGCAGGGACGCCCCAGAAGAAUUCCUCUGGGGCUUUAUUUUCCUGUUGUCAGUUUUUUCUCCACGCUGGGGCUGCGGAGGGGUGGGGGGUUUACAGUCCCGCCCCUUCGCACUGCACUGUCUCUCUGUCCCAGGGGCAGAGGGGUCUUCCCAAUCCUACCCCUAUUUUCGGUGAUUUUUGUGUGAGAAUAUUAAUAUUAAAAAUAAAACCAGAAGAAAAAUCCUGUUUAUAGUGUGCUGGUGAUAGGGAGAAUACUGGGAGGAGGGCUGCAAGCCCGUGAUUGAUGGGGAGAUUUGCGCAGACCCCGGCCAGGGCUAUUCCCCUCCCCAGAGUUGCCUCUGGAAUGUCCAGAUCUCUGGUCUGCUCCUCUAAAUGGGGGCUGCCUACUCUU